Molecule: messenger RNA, 2971 nt
Organism: Pogoniulus pusillus (Red-fronted tinkerbird)
Lineage: Eukaryota; Metazoa; Chordata; Aves; Piciformes; Lybiidae
Gene: CAPZA2
Product: capping actin protein of muscle Z-line subunit alpha 2
Exons: 10
Coding region: 69-929 (286 amino acids)
Biological process (GO): barbed-end actin filament capping; actin cytoskeleton organization
Cellular component (GO): F-actin capping protein complex; actin cortical patch
Molecular function (GO): actin filament binding
Source: RefSeq, a predicted model, not a curated record
GCGCGGGGCCCCGCCCUUCCUGCCUGGGAGGGAGGAGGCGGAGGCGGCGGCCGGAGCCAGACGGGAAGAUGGCGGACCUGGAGGAGCAGUUGUCUGACGAGGAGAAGGUGCGCAUAGCAGCGAAAUUCAUAAUUCAUGCGCCUCCUGGGGAAUUCAAUGAGGUGUUCAAUGAUGUUCGGUUGCUGCUUAAUAAUGACAAUCUUCUCAGGGAAGGAGCAGCCCAUGCGUUUGCACAGUACAAUUUGGACCAGUUUACUCCAGUAAAAAUUGACGGUUACGAUGAACAGGUUUUGAUAACAGAACACGGUGAUUUGGGAAAUGGAAAAUUUUUGGAUCCCAAGAACAAGAUUUCAUUUAAAUUUGAUCACUUAAGAAAGGAGGCUACUGAUCCUAGACCCCAUGAAGUUGAAAAUGCUAUAGAAUCUUGGAGAAAUUCAGUUGAAAUAGCAAUGAAAGCGUAUGUGAAAGAACACUACCCAAAUGGUGUCUGCACAGUGUAUGGUAAAACAAUUGAUGGACAGCAGACCAUUAUUGCAUGCAUAGAAAGCCAUCAGUUCCAAGCAAAAAAUUUUUGGAAUGGCCGUUGGAGGUCAGAAUGGAAGUUUACAAUCACCCCUUCAACCACUCAAGUGGCUGGCAUCUUGAAAAUUCAGGUUCACUAUUAUGAAGAUGGUAACGUACAGCUGGUGAGCCAUAAAGAUAUACAGGAUUCUCUAACAGUGUCUAAUGAAGCCCAGACAGCAAAGGAAUUUAUAAAAAUCGUGGAGGCUGCAGAAAAUGAGUAUCAGACUGCUAUCAGUGAGAAUUAUCAGACUAUGUCAGACACUACUUUCAAGGCCUUACGUCGACAAUUGCCAGUUACCCGCACCAAGAUUGACUGGAACAAGAUCCUUAGCUAUAAGAUUGGAAAAGAGAUGCAGAAUGCUUAAAGUGAACAUUGCAUGACUGGAUCAUUUUAGUGUCCUUGUAUACAAAUAAAAAUUAUUAUAAAGAGUAUUUGGAACUGUCAGAUCACCCAGUCAGCAUGGGCUUUUGCCAUUGGAAAUCACUGUAAGUAGUUUGGUUAGAGCACAAAGCUUAGCUAAUUUGACUUUUUUUCCCUUUUCUUCUUUUAUUUUCAGAGGAUUGUAACUUCAGUAUAGCUGAAUAUCUUACUUUAGUGUUUCUGUUGUAACUUUCUUUUUCAAUAAUGGAAAGACCAUGCCUUUAGUUUUCCAAUUACGUGUUAAGAACUGUUUCAGAAAAUAUUUUUGCAUAUGGUAACCCUUUCUCAUGUUUUCAUGUGAAAUGGACAGCUUCUAGAAUUUGCUGGGAAUCAGUAAUGUGCAGUUCUAGGUCAGUGUUGACAUGGAGUUAGCCAUAGGUGCUGGUUUUGAAAUCAUCUGUCCUUUCCUUAUAUGCAAAAUUGGGAAAAGCAUUUUCUCUUUUGUUUAAAACUUUCAGAACACUUAUUUAGCUGGCUCCAUGUUAACCAAAAAAAAAAACAAACAAAAAGGGAAGGCCAAGGUCUAUGCUGUUUUAAGAGUUGGCAAUUAAAUAAAAAUACCUAUUUUAGAAAUGCAUUUAAUGCUUUGCCCCUGACAAUUAAAUGAGCUCAAACUCCAUCUGCCCUUAAGGGUUUUUUUUUAUCGCAAAGCCACAAAUGUAUUAUAACAAGGCAUAUUGUAAUAUAUAAUCCUGUACUCAUUACUGUGUCUGUUGGUUUAUUUUUUUGUUUUCUUGGAUUGAAAUGUACUAAAAUUCAAUGUGACAUUAAAAUGCAAAUUUUCUAUUUAUUUGAGUAUCAGAUUGCUUCCUGUUGCAGCCUGGUUUUGGUGGUUCUACAUAUAUAUUUUUUUUUAAUCCUCCUUAAAACAGCCACAAAUUUGUAGCCUAUUGGCUAUUCUCAGUUUAUUUGCAGGCUGUUGUAUUACCAGUGUCCUUUGUUUCCAUCUGCAUUUAAGAAACAUCCACAUAUAGAAGUCUACUUAAAACAGGUAUCCUUUAACUUCGUAUUGGCUGCAGAGGAUGGAAGAAAUUACAGGACCAAAAGUAAUGCAGUUGUCUGGAGAGUACUUUCCCGAUCUGAUAGAUCUCUUGUUGAAAAUGGACAUCAGGUACCUAAAAAUACAGACUUAUUACAAAUGUUGUAUAACACUUCUAUGAAAUGCAUGGACUUCAUUUUUAAGUGGAUGAAAACCUGUUUUAAAAUAUACUGCCUAAUUACAUGCACCUGAUGGGAAAUGAAACAGUUGGGGGUUUUAUUAUUAUUUUUCUCCUUCUUUAGAAGGCAGGUAUUUAUGCAUGCUUCUAUACCAGGAAAGCUUACACAAAGGUUUUGUAUCUGUUUACAGCAUGAUCCAAUUAAUUGCCCUAAACUGGUAAGUUACAGCAUAGCAAAAGGCUAGACUUGUACUGAGUAUAAAAAUGUGCACACAAAGUUGUUUACUGUUGGAAUUAUAAUAGCAAUAUCCCUGUGUUCUGUUCUUGUGCUGUCUUAUAAAGGGGUAUAGAAUUAACUGAAGUUUGUGGAAAUUGCUACUACUUUACAGUUUUAAACUGUAGAGUAGAAGAGUGAGAUUUUUUUCUACCACGGUCUUCUGGAGAGUUGCCCUUUUAAUUGUCUUUGUAGACCAGCUAGUGAGCCGUGGUGUUCUUUAAAAGAAGGCUUAUGAAUGCUGUUUGUGAGCUAAUAACAGAUGCUGAGUCACUGUCAAGUCAGUCUGUCAGUCUCAGAACUAAGAUUUAGAUACAAACCUUGGCUGAAGAAUUGCUUCAGCAUACUUAAGAGCAAGAUAAAAGGCAUGGAAUGGACAGUUAGGAGAACUGUUAAUGGGCAAUGACAUGCAAAUAACUGUUUUACCUGUUAGAAUAUUGCAUAUGACCAGUCAGCACUGGCUGAAAGUCAGAAUGUUAUUUUUCUUACCUGAAAUAGAAAGCUAGUUUUAAAUAUAUUCCUAAUAAAGAGGUAUUUUACUGCAAAGUACUCUUA